UUGUUUUUUUUUAGCAGUGCAGUCAGUGAAGAGGAGCAUGCUGUCCUGAGAGGCAGCCCUCUCGGGGGAGUAAAAUUAUUAAAGCUGGAAAUAGCUGAAAGAGAUGUGGAUUCAGUAUUUUUUAAUGCUGUAGAUACAAAAAGGCACCUAUGGUGGUGUCUUAUUUUAGGUUCAGGGUUUUUUUUUUUUCCCAAGUGCCAGUAAAACAUUGGAUGCUCUUUUUAAGAGUGAAGCAGAGCAAGGGAGCAUGUGAGAAGUAAUUGUAGUACUUGGUGUUUUAUUUGAGCAUUCAGUACACCCUUUUCUUCAUGGAAUUGUCCUUACUUGUCCCUACAUCUCAGUUGCACUGCAACCACCUUCCUUUCAGUGGCUUGGGAAGGAGGUCAUUGUGAAGAGUUUGGGAGUCCUUUAUAUUCCAUAGAGAAUGCAUGGAAGUGUUAAUGUAGCUCUGUGUGAAUGUAGGUAUUAACAGAGAGGAUUAAGAGCAGGCUUUGAUUGGCAAGUAGAAGGUAUUUUACUUGUAUUAAAAGCACAGAUUAUAUCUUGGCUGAAUCUGCUUUGAACCACUAAAGGUGAUAAAGCAGCUCAUCCUCAUGGUUGGUUGGAGUCUGAUGCUUCAGAUGCUAAUAAGGAUGAUACUUGUAAGAUUUAAAAAAAAACCAAACAGAUAAUGGUGUAGAUGUUUUGGUUUUGUCCCUUAAAGCUUGCUAUAGUUCAAAGAACCCAAUGGAAAUAUAUUAAUCCCACAUUCUGAUAGAACUGAUAUUUCUAGGGAGCUUCUGUAGCCUGCUAUGGGCACAGGCUCAGACCUGUCUUUGUAAAUAAAGAAAACAUUAUGUGGUAUUUUAUUAAAUUUCAGUGUGUAGCAGCUUUGUACACUGCUGUCUAUAUUUGUUUCUUUUAAGACACAAAAUUUUAAAAUUUAAUUUCUUUUGGUUUUUCCAUUAGUUCCUUAGUAGCUCUUAAGCAUUAUUUCCAUAUUUGUUGCUGAAAUGGAUGGUUUUUAUUACAAGAAUAGCAGUCAUUUAUCAUGGGAAAGGAAAAGUAAUCCUUAAUUUUUAAAAUUAUAGGAUUAAGUGCUUCUGACUUUGCAAACAUUGCAAAUUUUCAGUAUAGAAAAGGUAUCUGUUAAGCUUAUAGCCCUUGUGGAAAGACAUCAGUUUUCACUUUUAAGUCCAUUUUAUGCAGACUAAUAUGACCUUAUUUGUAGGUGAGUUAAAGGUUAUUGAAACUGAAAGCUUUCUUCAGGUUCACAACACGUUAAAUACAGGAGCACUUCCGCUGACAUUAAUGUUAAGCGUAUAAUUGAGUGCUGUGCUGAAUUAGGGUCUGAUGUCAUUUGGAAUGUGCUGCAGGACUCUGUGUGUCUAUUAAUGUUCCUUAAGGAAAGGAGGAACUUAACGGACCCGCAGCUGUAGGAGGAAUCUAACCCAACUAGUAAAUUUGAGUUUCAAUUUAUUUAUUCAGCCAUUACUUGGCAGUUGAAGACAGUUGCACUUUUAUUUUUCCAUUUAAAAGUGUUCUUGCUUCUUGAGGACUUGGGGAAUAUCAGAGGGACAUGGGUCAGCAGGACGUGUGCUCAUAUUGCGGUGUCAGUUACUCUCAGUUCAUCGAAUCACACUCUGCAAAUAAACAUUUCAGUGGGACCAGAUGCCUCUGGGUGCUCUGGAGCCUGUAGAGUUUUAGUGCACUGGAUGAAUGUGUACAGCAGUGUUUUUAACAUUUUGGGCAGAUUCUUAAGUUUGAAAUCUGUUUUAAAGAACAGGAGAUAGAAAACAAGCUACACUAACCAAACCUGAGUACCAGUGUCAUGUCCCAGGCUGUCCCUUUUACCCUUGUUUGGAACCCAUUGGAGGUAUUUGCUCAGGAAAAUGAAAGUUGAAGAGAACAUUCUGGUACUGUAUGAGUGAGCUGAGCAGCAUUACACACUCAGGAGGAAUCUUGACAUCAUUUCAUACUGUCAGAAGAGCUUUUGGUCUCAACAAAGGGAAUGGAAGGAUAAUUUCUGAUUAUUUCUCUUUAUGAUAUGAAGUUGCUGCAGUAUCGGAGGCAGCCAUUUGGUUUUCAUAAAUAGUGUAAUUUCAGUGGUUUUGAAAGUAACAAGCGGGUAAGAGGUAUUUUCCUAAGAGUUCAACAGGUUAAAUUAGGUGGAUCUAUGCAGUUGUCUUUGGUAGGGGAACUGCAAAGAACAUAGGAAACAAUGUUGCUGUGUAAGUGAAGAUAGAAAGUGAAGAUUUUUUUUUGCAGAAAAGCAAAGCUGUUUGGAAGUUGAAUGAGGUAGAUCAGGACUUGUCCAACAGAGUAUCUCUGAGGAUGAGGUCCCACAGUGGAUAAGUGUUCCAGGCCUUGGCCUCUCUUGUGACUUUUUUUUCCAUGCAUAAAAUAGGGAUUUCCCAUUGUAACUCAUGUCCAUGGACUCUUCACCUUGAGGAAAAUUAUGUUUGGUUUCAGUUAAAAAAAGCAGAGUUAGUUUUUAAGGAUUGCAACUCACUUUUCCCAGCAAAAUUAAUUUAUUGUCUGGAGUUCUUGAUGCUUGUGAAAGGUGGUUAAAGGGUAUUAUAAUAACGUUAAGGUUUGUUUCCUCAUUGAAAAUACAAUCCAGUCUGUAAUGUAUCAAUGACAGUUUCCAUAUGGUAAGAAAAAACAUGUUUUGUUUUCUUUCGAAGUGAAACUCCUGCAAAUCCUCGGGAACUUGUUACUCUGCAGAUGUGUCUCCAUUUGGAUCUCCCUGCUGUUGCUUUUCUGUUGGGUACUUCUGUGGACAGCUGCUGCAGCAGUGAUCCCUUGAAACUGGUCUUUCAGAAAGAUGAAGUAGGAGUUGGACUUAGUUUUAAAACAUAGUUCCCAUCUGUUUCUUCUGUUAUUAUAGAAUGAACUCAUACCUUGCUAGAGGUCACUGUAAACUUGUUGCUCUUGGGUUUUUUGGGCUGUUCAGGUGCUCUUCAAGUGUUUGUUCUGAAUGGGGAGCAUGUUUGGUUACUGUGGAAGGCUGAUUGCUGUUCAGUGAUUUCUUCAGCUCUGUUACCUUAAACCGGUAGGGUUUUUUCUCCCCCCAUUGCUGUCUUCAAAAUGCAGUGAGCACAAAACUUUGGAAUGCUUUGGCUGAUUAGCUGACUCCUGUGCAACUGGCUGAAUUGCUGGUAUUCUAUUGAUUGCAUUACAUCAUUAUAAAGAUAUUGUAAAUCUUAAUGGGAGUAUUCUAAAACUCAACUCUUUUUUUCCCCUCUCCAUAGGCUCAUAAGUCAGUGAACUUUGUUUCAACCCUGCUUCAGAUCACUAUGUCCGAGCAACUGGAUUUACCAGUGAGACAGGCAGGCAAGUUUUCAAAUAUUUUUUUCAUUGUAUCUACUCUGAUGGUGCAUAUACACAAGUACACGUACAGAUACUGUUAAAGAAUUCUAAUGAUUUUAAUGUCAAGCACUCAGAAGCUGGGAGUUGCUCAAAUUACAGUCAUCACGAGCUAUUAUCUGGCACCAUACACUGAGUAAGGAAGACAGAAAGAAAAGGUGUGUCUGGCUCUUGAAUGAUUCUUCCCCUUUAUCUCUAGUGAACAUUCCUGGGGGAAGCAGAAUGGUUUAUGAUGCUGGUGCACUUAGUCCAAGAAGGUUAUUUAAACUUGGACUGUGAGCACUUAAGUUUCUAAAUAUAUUAAGUGGAAGAAAACAAAUUAUGCCUUUUGGAACCCUGCUUAUUUGCAUGUGAGCCAUCAGUAAAAUUGGAUGUUGAUUAUUGACAGCUCUAAACAUUGCCUUAAAGCUGCUCUAAUUACUUGGUAGAGGUUUUUAGUACUAUACUUCAGUGGGUUUUCUGACUGGUCAGGAAGGUGUGAUCUGGAUUGCUUAUUUUGACCUUCCAUGUAGUAGACUACUCUAAGUUGUAGCCUAAACUUAGCUUGCAUUUUUAUCUUACUGCUUGGGGGUAUAAUUCAAAUGAUGACUCAAAAAGCUUACUGCUUUACAAGUAGAACAUACAAAAAGAAGUUUGAAGAAAACCUCUGAAAUUUCACCCUCCUCCAUGUUAGCCAAUUAAACCCCAGAGCAUCCUGUGGGGAGCGGGGAUGGCUCAUGCAAGGCCCAGCUUACAAACAGUGUGUGUUCACAAAGCAAUUAAAGAUAAAUCCCUCUGAGGGCUGGCUGACGUCUCUGUCACUUCAGUCUUAUAAUCAUCUGCUGAGUCUUUCUUGACCUCCACAGACACUUUCAGAAACCCUCUGGUUUCUGAAUCUUUAAAAGAUGCAUAUGAAAUUUAGGAAGAGAAGUUGCUUUAUGGACUUCUAUGUAGAAUUAGAUUAACAGUAACUUUGUUAUCAGUUUGCCAUUUGAGAUUUCCUAUUGCAUGUUCUCCAAGUGCUGUGAUUUAUAUUCUGCCACAGAAGCAGUUUGGAUUUGGUUAUCAAAUAGUAAAUGCAGGGUUUGUUCCAGGAGCCUGAUUGCUACAAAUUGCUGUAGACCAUAACCUGGAUAUAAAAGAGCUCUGUUUCUCCAGUAUUCAUUCCUGUAUCACCAACUUAAUUAGAUUUUUUUGCUUACAAGGGAUGUUUUAGGUUGUCAUUAGUAUUGAUCAGCUUUUCUUUUUCAGUUUUAAUGAAAACAUUGAGAAAAUCAUUAUAAUGGAGUUUUCAGAAAUUGCUAAAUAGUUCCACAACUGCUUACCUGAAUCACAGAUGAAAGCAAUAUGUUUAGUAUUUUAUAUUAAAUGGGUGAAAGUAUGAAUUUAGUAAAUUAUUGGGUUAAUAAAUUGCACGGUUUAUGUAUUUUGAUUCUCCUACUUAGGGUCAAUGCUUUUGUAAUUUUGGUUCAUCUUGUUCUAAAAAAUAUUCACUUGCGAGUUGUGCAUUUGUUUUGUACUUGGAAUGUCUGUCAGCUGAUUUGCCACUCUUGUUUCACAGGAGUUAUCUACUUGAAAAAUAUGAUAACCCAGUAUUGGCCGGACCGUGACAGUGCUCCAGGAGAGAUCCCACCUUACUCCAUCCCAGAAGAAGACAGACACUGUAUCCGUGAGAACAUUGUAGAAGCCAUUAUCCACUCUCCUGAGCUGAUCAGAGUACAGCUUACUACUUGCAUUCACCACAUUAUCAAGUAUGAUUAUCCAAGUCGCUGGACUGCAGUUGUGGAGAAAAUUGGAUUUUAUCUCCAGUCUGACAACAGUGCUUGUUGGCUUGGAAUUCUUCUCUGUCUUUAUCAACUUGUGAAAAACUAUGAGUACAAGAAACCAGAGGAACGGAGUCCCUUGAUAGCUGCAAUGCAACAUUUUCUGCCAGUCCUGAAGGACAGCUUCAUUCAGCUCUUGAAUGAUCCAUCAGACCAGUCUGUCCUCAUCCAGAAACAGAUCUUCAAAAUAUUUUAUGCCCUUGUCCAGUACACAUUACCUUUGGAGUUGAUAAAUCAGCAAAACCUGACUGAGUGGAUAGAAAUCCUGAAGACUGUUGUUGAUAGGGAUGUACCAGCUGAAACCCUUCAGGUUGAUGAGGAUGAUAGACCUGAGCUGCCAUGGUGGAAAUGCAAGAAGUGGGCUUUGCAUAUCUUAGCUAGGCUCUUUGAGAGGUAUGGAAGCCCUGGUAAUGUUUCCAAGGAGUACAAUGAGUUUGCUGAAGUUUUCCUGAAGGCCUUCGCUGUUGGUGUUCAGCAAGUGUUGUUGAAGGUGCUGUAUCAAUACAAGGAAAAGCAGUACAUGGCUCCUAGAGUUCUGCAGCAAACGCUGAAUUACAUUAAUCAAGGAGUGUCUCAUGCAGUCACCUGGAAGAAUCUGAAACCUCAUAUUCAAGGAAUCAUCCAAGAUGUUAUUUUCCCAUUGAUGUGCUAUACAGAUGCUGAUGAAGAGCUUUGGCAAGAAGAUCCAUAUGAAUAUAUCCGCAUGAAAUUUGAUGUAUUUGAAGACUUCAUUUCUCCAACAACUGCUGCUCAGACAUUAUUGUUUACAUCGUGUAGUAAAAGGAAAGAGGUCCUGCAGAAGACAAUGGGCUUCUGUUAUCAAAUCCUUACGGAGCCAAACGCUGAUCCUCGCAAGAAAGAUGGUGCUUUACAUAUGAUUGGUUCUUUGGCUGAAAUUCUCCUAAAAAAGAAGAUCUAUAAGGAUCAGAUGGAAUAUAUGUUGCAGAAUCAUGUGUUCCCUCUCUUCAGCAGUGAGCUGGGUUACAUGAGAGCGCGGGCUUGCUGGGUUCUUCAUUAUUUCUGUGAAGUCAAAUUUAAAAGUGACCAGAAUCUCCAGACAGCCUUAGAACUCACGAGACGGUGUCUGAUAGAUGAUAGGGAAAUGCCUGUGAAAGUGGAAGCUGCAAUAGCUCUUCAAGUUCUCAUCAGUAAUCAAGAGAAAGCUAAAGAAUAUAUUACUCCAUUCAUUAGACCUGUAAUGCAAGCUUUGCUUCAUAUUAUAAGAGAGACUGAAAAUGAUGACCUUACUAAUGUGAUUCAGAAGAUGAUCUGUGAAUAUAGUGAAGAAGUUACCCCAAUUGCAGUAGAAAUGACACAGCAUUUGGCAAUGACAUUUAACCAGGUGAUCCAGACUGGUCCAGAUGAAGAGGGCAGUGAUGACAAAGCAGUGACAGCAAUGGGAAUCUUGAAUACUAUCGAUACACUUCUCAGUGUAGUUGAAGAUCACAAGGAAAUUACCCAGCAGCUGGAAGGGAUCUGUUUGCAAGUGAUUGGAACAGUUUUGCAGCAGCAUGUAUUAGAGUUCUACGAGGAGAUCUUCUCCUUGGCUCAUAGUCUGACCUGCCAACAGGUUUCUGCACAAAUGUGGCAGCUUCUUCCUCUUGUGUUUGAAGUCUUCCAGCAGGAUGGUUUUGAUUAUUUUACUGAUAUGAUGCCUCUCUUGCAUAAUUAUGUUACUGUUGAUACAGAUACACUUCUGUCAGACACAAAAUAUCUUGAAAUGAUCUACAGUAUGUGCAAGAAGGUCCUUACAGGAGUUGCUGGAGAAGAUGCAGAAUGUCAUGCAGCAAAGCUGUUAGAAGUAAUUAUUCUUCAGUGUAAAGGGCGUGGCAUUGAUCAGUGCAUACCCUUGUUUGUGGAAGCUGCCUUGGAGAGACUGACCAGAGAAGUGAAAACCAGUGAACUGCGAACCAUGUGCCUCCAGGUUGCCAUAGCUGCUUUGUAUUACAAUCCUCAUUUACUAUUAAACACGUUGGAAAAUCUUCGUUUCCCCAACAAUGUGGAGCCUGUCACCAAUCACUUCAUAACUCAGUGGCUUAAUGAUGUGGACUGUUUCCUAGGACUUCAUGACAGAAAGAUGUGUGUGCUUGGCUUGUGUGCUCUUAUUGAUCUAGAGCAAAUACCACAGGUUUUAAAUCAAGUUGCUGGGCAGAUCCUGCCAGCUUUUAUCCUUCUGUUUAAUGGAUUGAAAAGAGCAUAUGCCUGUCAUGCAGAGCAUGAAAAUGACAGUGAUGAUGAUGAUGAAGCUGAAGAAGAUGAGGAAACAGAGGAGCUGGGGAGUGAUGAAGAUGACAUUGAUGAAGAUGGUCAAGAAUACCUAGAAAUUCUAGCAAAACAGGCAGGUGAAGAUGGAGAUGAUGAAGAUUGGGAAGAAGAUGAUGCUGAAGAGACUGCUUUAGAAGGCUAUUCCACGAUUAUUGAUGAUGAGGACAACCCUAUUGAUGAAUAUCAGAUAUUUAAAACAAUUUUUCAGACAAUUCAGAACCGUAACCCUGUGUGGUACCAGGCUUUGACACAGGGCCUGAACGAAGAACAAAGGAAGCAGCUGCAGGACAUAGCGACCCUGGCAGAUCAGCGGCGGGCAGCACACGAAUCCAAAAUGAUUGAAAAGCAUGGAGGAUACAAAUUCAAUGCUCCAGUUGUGCCAACUUCAUUUAAUUUUGGAGGCCCUGCCCCAGGAAUGAAUUGAAUUACCACUUUUCCUGCUACUGUGUGAUUGUAGUGAAGAGCUUGUGUUCCUCCCAAUAGUGGUUCCAGAACUGGUUCAUGUUAUCUACAACUCACUCUAAACUAAUUUAUAAAUAGAUUGGACGAAAGCCCCAGAAGUGGGACCUGAUUAUUCAACCUGAUACUGGAAAGCAAACCAGAGGGUUUUUUGAAGAUAGGAAGAAUCUGAAUUUAAAGCUUCAAAUGACACACUUUGGAGAUCGGAAAUCAAGAGGGGAUGUCAUGAAGGCAGCUUUUCUUUUUCUGAGGAAAAAAAACUAGACAUGGGCUGCAGGACUAUUUAAAAUGUCUCAUUUACAGUACAAGCUAGAAGGCAGAAUUAAUUUUUACACCUGUGGCAGUAUGAGUAUUUGCCCAGUUUCUUUCCCUUUUAUCCCUACUACUGGGUGUCUAUUCUUUUAAUGUAAAUAAGAUAAGGUAAUCAGAUAGCCUUACUUAAUCUUCAUCAUUUCCAUUUAUCAAGAUUGUUCAUAUGUAGAAUAUUGGACACUUAAUGUAGCACUACAUAACUGAUAAAUCUGUAAAUGAAUUAGCACUUUCAUAUUGAAACAAGCCUGCUAGCCUAUGUACAAAAAUAGCAAAAUGUUUGCUGUUUAUAAAAAUAAAAAAUAAGGGAUGUACUGGGGAAAAUAAUUUCAAGUUAUUAAUUUAAAAUGAACUAGCAGUUUUGUACCUGGUGACUUUGUGGUGCAGUCACCUCUGGUUGUGACUUGAAUUCGGAUAUGUAAAAAGGGGUUAGUGAUAUUUCAUUGCUGCUAAAGAAAAAAUAGCAACACCCUCCGUGUCCUUUGUUUUUUUUAAAGAUCUCACUGUACAAGCUAGAAAAUUGAACAAAUGUGUACUGUAAGCACAAAGAAAAGUUACCCUCUAAAAAAGGUAAAUGAGAUGUGAAGUUCUAAAGGUCAAUUGAAGUGUAUGGGUAAAACAUCUACAUAUGCAAUCUAUUAAAAACAAGAGUGUCAUUGGCUGAUCUAGGCUAUGGGAUAUAAAUGAAAUUUUUAACCCCAGGUGUGCAAAAUAUUCUUUUUCCAGCUCAUGGUAGUGCAGGUGCACUACUCCUGCAUUUCAUUCCCCCUCUUUUUGCACUUGCACCAUUCGUGUGUGCUGUUGUCUGCCUGAUCCAGACAGUGUAUUUGAAGUUUUGCCAAUCUUUUGGUUUUGAAGCCACAAUUUUCUUCCUUCAAAGUUGCUAUAGUAACUAGUAUUUUAGCUAGAGAGGCAAAAUACAGUUCCCUCUGGGACCACUAUCAAAACCACUGUAUGAAGAAGCCAGCAGGGAGAGGCUGUGAAUGGGUUGGCUUAAAUGCCCCCUUUUUCUUUUCUAAAAGCAAAAUCCAUUGGCGUUUGAUCUUGCCUUGAGAUCAUUGGUGUCAGGUCUUUUAAAUCAAAUGUUUGGGUUGGUUUUUUUUUUCUUUAGGCUGUUUUUAUAUAAAAAUGUCACCUGCUGUUACAAUUGAUAUUAAACAAGCUACCUUAAUUUAAUGUAAGCCUCCAAAAUUUAAAUACAGGUUAAAAAUAAACUGAGUUUUUAUCUGUAAAAAUGAAAUGCACAUAUAUAUAUAUUAUGAUACUCAAAAUGCAGUCUUCAGAAAAUU
Cyanistes caeruleus (blue tit) is the source of this 9472-nucleotide messenger RNA. It is a transcript of the gene IPO7, whose product is annotated as importin 7. The record is from RefSeq and is a predicted model, not a curated record. Gene Ontology annotation, biological process: protein import into nucleus. Gene Ontology annotation, molecular function: small GTPase binding. NCBI's taxonomy places the organism in Eukaryota, Metazoa, Chordata, Aves, Passeriformes, Paridae. Gene Ontology annotation, cellular component: nuclear envelope; cytosol.